Molecule: messenger RNA, 3106 nt
Organism: Oncorhynchus tshawytscha (Chinook salmon)
Lineage: Eukaryota; Metazoa; Chordata; Actinopteri; Salmoniformes; Salmonidae
Gene: bub3
Product: BUB3 mitotic checkpoint protein
Exons: 8
Coding region: 188-1162 (324 amino acids)
Biological process (GO): mitotic spindle assembly checkpoint signaling
Cellular component (GO): bub1-bub3 complex; kinetochore; mitotic checkpoint complex
Molecular function (GO): ubiquitin binding
Source: RefSeq, a predicted model, not a curated record
CACGAGCCAGGCGGGAAAGUUGGUUAUUCGUUCUGACCAAUCAAUUCACUCGUGUAGCAACGCCGCUGCGGAGUGUCUUCAGCGGAGAGGGACGAGGAAGCGAACAUAUUAGUCUUUAAGAUAAACGAGUUAUUUUUUUUCUUCCAAUUUUAUACCGAAGGAGAUACUUCAGCGUAAACCAAGAACGAUGACUGGUUCGAACGAGUACAAACUGAACCAGGGACCAGAGGACAGUAUCUCUGCCGUGAAGUUCAGCCCCAGUACAGGCCAGUUCCUUCUAGUGUCCUCUUGGGACUGUACUGUCCGGCUCUACGAUGUGGCAGGCAACUCCAUGAGGAUCAAGUAUUCUCACCUGGCACCUGUGCUGGAUUGUGCUUUCUAUGACCCAACACAUGCCUGGAGCGGAGGCUUGGACACGCAGUUGAAAACCCACGACUUGAAUACAGAUCAAGAUACAAUAGUUGGGACACACGACGCCCCCAUUCGCUGUGUGGAAUACUGUCCAGAGGUCAACGUCAUGGUAACAGGUAGCUGGGAUAGGUCAGUCAGGCUGUGGGACCCCAGGACCCCCUGCAACGCUGGCACCUUCACACAACCUGAAAAGGUGUACACCCUCUCUGUGGCUGGUGACCGGCUGAUAGUGGGGACAGCAGGGAGGAGGGUGUUGGUCUGGGACCUGAGGAAUAUGGGCUAUGUCCAGCAGAGGAGAGAGUCCAGUCUGAAAUACCAGACACGAGCCAUCAGGGCCUUCCCUAACAAACAGGGCUAUGUCCUGAGCUCCAUAGAAGGACGUGUUGCUGUGGAGUACCUGGACCCCAGCCAGGAAAUGCAGAAGAAGAAGUACGCCUUCAAGUGCCACCGACUGAAGGAGAACGGCAUAGAACAGGUCUAUCCCGUCAACGCCAUCUCCUUCCACGGUGUCCACAACACCUUCGCCACAGGUGGCUCUGACGGCUUUGUGAACAUCUGGGACCCUUUCAACAAGAAGCGCCUGUGUCAGUUUCACCGCUACCCUACGUCUAUCGCCUCCCUGGCCUUCAGUAACGACGGCUCCACGCUGGCCAUCGCCUCCUCUUACAUGCAGGAGCAGGGAGACAUCAGCCACCCGGAGGACACCGUCUUCAUCCGUCAGGUCACAGACGCAGAGACGAAGCCCAAGUGAGUCGGGACGGUCCUCCUGUCUGGGGGCAGUCCUUCACACGAUGGGGCCCGGUCUGAUUCUGAAACUGUGCUUCCUCGGGUAGCUUCUUUUCACGUUGUCUUCUUUCAGCACUGUUAGCUACAGCAACCAUGAUACAGGAUUUACUUCACGGGGGGUCCAGGCCAGCCCAGUACAGCUCGGGUCGGUUCUAUAGUGUGAAGCAGAACAUCUGGUCCACAUCCCGGUGGUCUUGUCUGGACUGCACCGCCACACUGCCACUCACACUUUUUUGGUACAUAUGAAUGACAGCAUUGACCAGGAGCAGGCAGCUGGUAUUUAUCUGGCCAUCUAGCUCGCUCUCUCUCUAGCUCUCUCCACCUUUUUCAAUAUCCCCGUAGUUGACAGACCGAUGAGGACUUGACAAAAUGGCUGCCUCCUGAUCUGUAUGUGGAUGUGUGGCUCCAGGAGAGUCCUGAAGACAGCUGAAUGGCUCCAUCUAUACAAAACAACCUUCGCUGACCUUUUCAUCUGCCUAUAUUUGUUGGAUUUAAAGUUUAUUUUUUUAUUUUUUUUACUGUUCCCAUUUAUUUGUACUUUAAAAAUGAAACAUGAAGAUUUAUUAACAAAUGUAAAAGGACUACACCCAUGUGUUUUCAGUUGUAUCUAGCCCCGCCCUUCUAAUAAACUGGUAAAAUUAGGUUGUAUCUAGCCCCGCCCCUCUAAUAAACUGGUAAAAUUAGGUUGUAUCUAGCCCCGCCCCUCUAAUAAACUGGUAAAAUUAGGUUGUAUCUAGCCCCGCCCCUCUAAUAAACUGGUAAAAUUAGGUUGUAUCUAGCCCCGCCCCUCUAAUAAACUGGUAAAAUUAGGUUGUGUAUCUAGCCCCGCCCUCUAAUAAACUGGUAAAAUUAGGUUGUUGUGUCUAGCCCCGCCCAUCUCAUAAACUGGUGAAAUUAGGUUGUUGUUUCUAGCCCCUCCCCUCGAAUAAACUGGUGAAAUUAGGUUGUUUCUAGCCCCGCCCCAUCUCAUAAACUGGUGAAAUUAGGUUGUAAUCUAGCCCCGCCCCUCUUAUUGCAUCACUCUUCUCAGAUCAAUUGAAAAGGAAUAAGGUUUUUUUCUGUAAUGACAUGACUAUUGAUUUGUCUAAAGAGUCGACUAAAGACAAAAAUCCAAUUUGUUGCGGUAAUGCAUUUUCCAAUAAUCAAUGAAGACAUGUUAAUGACUCCAGAGAUCCUGCUCCAGCAGGUGAAUUGAUGUCAGAGCGGAGAAUUACGGUUUCCACGCCCCUCCUCCUGUGAUGAGAUGCAGUACUAUGGGACCCACUACUUCACAUGGGUUGCUCACCAGCAGUUGGCAGAGCAUAAAGACAGAACUCUCAGGACCCUGUUUCUCUCUCUGUUUCUCUCUCUCUCUCUGUUUCUCUCUCUGUUUCUCUCUCUCUCUGUCUCUCUCUGUGUCUCUCUCUCUCAAAGUGAAUUACAGAAGCCCUUAACAAGGUUUCAGCCCUGUCCCUCUCCGUAUCAUAACAGAUGGGGUCGACCAUUCAUUCAUAGAUUACAAAGCUGAAUUGAGCCAGAAGCUGCUGUUUUUUCUCCUUCCCAGUUGUCUGGUUUCUAUCAAUAGUGAAGGAGGCAGUUGAGGGAAAUCUCUUAAGGGACUUCAGUACUAAGUAACCCCCAUUUUGAUAUUCUGUUCCAGUCUGCUUUAAUUGAUUUGAUUCUAAGACGGGGCUGUGUGUUUAUACCCAGGUCUUUAAUUGAUUUGAUUCUAAGACGGGGCUGUGUGUUUAUACCCAGGUGUUUAAUUGAUUUGAUUCUAAGACGGGGCUGUGUGUUUAUACCCAGGUCUUUAAUUGAUUUGAUUCUAAGACGGGGCUGUGUGUUUAUACCCAGGUCUUUAAUUGAUUUGAUUCUAAGACGGGGCUGUGUUUAUACCCAGGUGUUUUUGAUUUGACCUCAUUAGGACAGC